Messenger RNA from Asparagus officinalis (garden asparagus), 1878 nucleotides. RefSeq names its product 3-oxoacyl-[acyl-carrier-protein] synthase II, chloroplastic-like. Gene Ontology annotation, biological process: fatty acid biosynthetic process. Lineage: Eukaryota; Viridiplantae; Streptophyta; Magnoliopsida; Asparagales; Asparagaceae. Gene Ontology annotation, molecular function: 3-oxoacyl-[acyl-carrier-protein] synthase activity. Bases 204 to 1505 code for a protein of 433 amino acids. The transcript has 13 exons. The record is from RefSeq and is a predicted model, not a curated record.
GGAGGAGGAGAGCGGUGGCUCUCUCGAGCGUUGGAGACUUGAAGAGUGGGUUGAUUUCGGCCAAAGGGUUUAUCUCGGCGUUUGAGCCUUGUGAGGAGUUCUACAACAGUUCGAGAAAUGGGUUCUUGUCUGGAAAUGGAAGCGGAGAGGGUAGCCGGAGGCAGCGGAGGGAUGCUCGGUCUCGUCCUAAUUCAGGCAACGCUAUGGCAGUAGCAGUUCAACCUACGGAGGAGAUUAUAGAAAGGAAUAGAAAACAUACGAAAGGGAGAAGAGUUGUUGUUACAGGGAUGGGUGUUGUGACUCCGCUUGGCCAUGAUCCUGACAUCUUCUACAAUAAUCUUCUCAAGGGUGCCAGUGGCAUAAGUGAAAUAGAAACCUUUGACUGUGCUGCCUAUCCAACAAGAAUUGCAGGGGAGAUCAAAUCUUUCUCAACAGAUGGAUGGGUAGCUCCUAAACUAUCCAAGCGGAUGGAUAAGUUCAUGCUUUAUUUGCUUACUGCUGGCAAGAAAGCAUUGGAAAAUGGUGGGAUGUCAGAAGAUAUUAUGAGUCAGAUGGACAAGACGAAAUGUGGAGUUCUUAUUGGUUCUGCAAUGGGCGGGAUGCAGGUGUUCAAUGAUGCGAUUGAAGCUUUGAGGGUCUCAUAUAGGAAAAUGAAUCCAUUUUGUGUUCCAUUUGCAACCACAAAUAUGGGUUCUGCAAUGCUGGCAAUGGAUCUGGGUUGGAUGGGACCAAAUUAUUCAAUUUCAACUGCUUGUGCUACGAGCAACUUCUGUAUUCUGAAUGCUGCAAACCAUAUAAUUAGAGGGGAAGCAGAUGUGAUGCUUUGUGGUGGUUCGGAUGCAGUAAUUAUUCCCAUUGGACUGGGAGGAUUUGUUGCAUGCAGAGCGCUCUCACAAAGAAACAGCGAUCCGAGCAAAGCUUCAAGGCCCUGGGACAUUGAGCGUGAUGGAUUUGUUAUGGGAGAAGGGGCAGGUGUGCUGCUGUUAGAAGAGCUAGAGCAUGCUAAGCAAAGAGGAGCCAAUAUCUUGGCCGAGUUUCUUGGAGGAAGCUUCACUUGUGAUGCUUACCACAUGACUGAGCCACAUCCUGAGGGAACAGGAAUUGCUUUGUGCAUCGAGAAAGCAUUGUCACAAUCAGGAGUGGCCAGAGAGGAUGUCAAUUACAUAAAUGCUCAUGCAACCUCCACACCAGCUGGUGACCUCAAAGAGUAUCAGGCUCUCAUUCGUUGUUUUGGUCAGAAUCCUGAGUUGAGAGUGAACUCUACGAAGUCCAUGAUUGGUCACCUACUAGGAGCUGCUGGUGCAGUGGAAGCUGUUGCUGUUGUUCAGGCAAUUCGAAUGGGGUGGAUCCAUCCAAACAUUAAUCUGGAAAACCCAGAGAAGGAUGUGGAUAUGAAAGUUUUGGUGGGCUCAAAGAAGGAAAGAUUGGAUGUGAAGGUGGCACUGUCAAACUCCUUUGGCUUUGGUGGCCACAACUCAUCCAUUCUCUUUGCUCCUUACAAGUAGACGUUGCAAUAUAACUGCUGGCCUUCAAAUAUGGGACUGUGCCAUUGUCUGUUUCAUGAUCUCUUCAAUAUGAUGGCAUGUAGUCAUUUGCGUUGACGUACUUUCUCAAUGUUCAGAGGAUGGAAGUGUUGAGAAGAAACAAAUUUUGCGCUCUAUCCUUUUGUUCUGUAUAGAAACUUGUUCAUAUUUCCUGUUCUAUUUCGCCCCUUGUAAUCUCUAAAACUGAACCUGUUGUAGUAGUUUUUGGAACAAUGUAGAGCAAAACGUUUUAUAGUUUUGGUUAAGGGGGCAAUAUGUUUCAUGUUGGCAGGAGAUAUUAUAGAUAUUUUGUUUAGUCUUAUUGGUGUGAAACAUGCUCCACUAAGAUUUUGUC